This is a messenger RNA of Argiope bruennichi, 18664 nucleotides long. RefSeq lists its product as uncharacterized. Bases 252 to 18467 code for a protein of 6071 amino acids. Lineage: Eukaryota; Metazoa; Arthropoda; Arachnida; Araneae; Araneidae. Gene Ontology annotation, molecular function: chitin binding. The transcript has 28 exons. Gene Ontology annotation, cellular component: extracellular region. The record is from RefSeq and is a predicted model, not a curated record.
CAAAACAGUCUGGAAUGGAAGAGAUAUGAAUACCUAUGGCAGUGUCCGCAAUGAGAUAAGAUAAGGUAGAGGAAGAAUUUUCUUUAUCAACGCUUGUAAGGGCUACUUAAAGAGAAGGGUGAGUGCGACAGGACCUUUUUGAGAAUCGCAAAGACUGUCACAUCGGGAGUUGUUUGAUGACACAAGGAUUACAUUAAGUCGUGUUUUUCAGUUCGGUUCUGAAAAAUCCACAGACUGACUUGAGUGAGUUUAUGACGAGGAUGAAACGAAAUUUGCAAGUAGCUGUGCUUCUUGUCGGCACUUUGCUGAAAGUUGCUUCGAGCUACGAUGGCGGUGGAUCGGAACCAUGCAAGGGCAAAGACGGAAUCGUCCCCCAUCCAGAAAACUGUUUCUCCUACUUCAUAUGUGACAGUGGUAAUGCCACGCUCCUUAAUUGCUCCGAUGGACUGUUCUUCAACAAAUCAAAGAGGACUUGCGACUAUAACAAGACUGCGGAUUGCGACCCUGAUUUACCUGAAAACGUUGUUGUGGAUCCUGAUAAUCGGGAUACGAAUGGAGAUGCCACAUGUAGAUCGAACACCUCCACCUGGGUCUCGAUGGUGAAUGGCAGCUGUUCUGAUUAUUACCUGUGUGAAAAUGGUGAAGCUUUUAAGGAGUCGUGCCCUCAAGAUUUACUUUUUGAUACAGAGAAACUUGUGUGCGAUUAUGAAAAAAAUGUGAACUGUAGAGCUGAACCUCUUAAUACUAAAGCAGAAGACGCAACUCAAUCUACGAUGACAAAUAUAAAUACUUACAGUUCCACAACAGCAUCUUUAAGAAAAACAUUUACCACUCUUUCGGACUCGACCACUGUUACUCAGACCUCUGCUGCGGACUCUACCACUACUACUCAGAAGUCUACAGCGGAUCUAAGCACAGAAGUUCAAACAUCUGCUGUGGAAACGAGCACAAACUCACAGACCCCAGAUGUGGACACGAGCAGAAACUCUCAGACCCGAGCUGUGGACACGAACACAAAUUCUCAGACCCGAGCUGUGGACACGAGCACUGCUUCCCAGAACACUGCUGCGGAAACGAGCACUGCUUCCCAGAACACUGCUGCUGAAACGAGCACUGCUUCCCAGAACACUGCUGCUGAAACGAGCACUGCUUCCCAGAACACUGCUGCUGAAACGAGCACUGCUUCCCAGAACACUGCUGCUGAAACGAGCACUGCUUCCCAGAACACUGCUGCUGAAACGAGCACUGCUUCCCAGAACACUGCUGCUGAAACGAGCACUGCUUCCCAGAACACUGCUGCGGAAACGAGCACUGCUUCCCAGAGCACUGCUUCCCAGAACACUGCUGCGGAAACGAGCACUGCUUCCCAGAACACUGCUGCGGAAACGAACACUGCUGCGGAAACGAGCACUGCUUCCCAGAACACUGCUGCGGAAACGAACACUGCUGCGGAAACGAGCACUGCUUCCCAGAACACUGCUGCGGAAACGAGCACUGCUUCCCAGAACACUGCUGCGGAAACGAGCACUGCUUCCCAGAACACUGCUGCGGAAACGAGCACUGCUUCCCAGAACACUGCUGCGGAAACGAGCACUGCUUCCCAGAACACUGCUGCGGAAACGAGCACUGCUUCCCAGAACACUGCUGCGGAAACGAGCACUGCUUCCCAGAACACUGCUGCGGAAACGAGCACUGCUUCCCAGAACACUGCUGCGGAAACGAGCACUGCUUCCCAGAACACUGCUGCGGAAACGAGCACUGCUUCCCAGAACACUGCUGCGGAAACGAGCACUGCUACCCAGAACACUGCUGAGGAAACGAGCAAUGCUUCCCAGAACAGUGCUGCGGAAACGAGCACUGCUUCCCAGAACACUGCUUUGGACACGAGCACAAAAUCUCAGACACAAGCUACGGACACUGGUACAGAACAUCAGACCUCACUUUUAAGGACGAGAAUACACUCCCAGACCAUUUCUGCGGAAUUUAGCACUGCUAUUCAGACAUCGUCAACGGACUCGAGCAUUGCUACUCCGACCACUUCAGCUGACUCGACCGCGGCCACUCGGACCACUUCAGCUGACUCGACCGCGGCCACUGGGACCACUUCAGCUGACUCAACAGUGGCUACUCAGACCACUUCAGCUGACUCGACCGCGGCUACUCAGACCACUUCAGCUGACUCGACCGCGGCUACUCAGACCACUUCAGCUGACUCGACCGCGGCUACUCAGACCACUUCAGCUGACUCGACCGCGGCUACUCAGACCACUUCAGCUGACAAGAGCAAGGCAGUCCAAACAUCUGAUGUAGAUCAAAGCACGACCACAAAAUCCUCUGCAGUAGAUCCCAGCACAAACACCCAGACCACUGUUAUGGACACGAGCACAAACACCCAGACCGAUGCUGUGGACACGAGCGCAAACACCCAGACCGAUGCUGUGGACACGAGCGCAAACACCCAGACCACUGCUGUGGACACGAGCACAAACACCCAGACCACUGCUGUGGGCACGAGCACAAACACCCAGUCCACUGCUGUGGACACGAGCACAAACACCCAGUCCACUGCUGUGGACACGAGCACAAACACCCAGUCCACUGCUGUGGACACGAGCACAAACACCCAGUCCACUGCUGUGGACACGAGCACAAACACCCAGUCCACUGCUGUGGACACGAGCACAAACACCCAGUCCACUGCUGUGGACACGAGCACAAACACCCAGGCCACUGCUGUGGACACGAGCACAAACACCCAGGCCACUGCUGUGGACACGAGCACAAACACCCAGGCCACUGCUGUGGACACGAGCACAAACACCCAGGCCACUGCUGUGGACACGAGCACAAACACCCAGGCCACUGCUGUGGACACGAGCACAAACACCCAGGCCACUGCUGUGGACACGAGCACAAACACCCAGGCCACUGCUGUGGACACGAGCACAAACACCCAGGCCACUGCUGUGGACACGAGCACAAACACCCAGGCCACUGCUGUGGACACGAGCACAAACACCCAGGCCACUGCUGUGGACACGAGCACAAACACCCAGGCCACUGCUGUGGACACGAGCACAAACACCCAGGCCACUGCUGUGGACACGAGCACAAACACCCAGGCCACUGCUGUGGACACGAGCACAAACACCCAGGCCACUGCUGUGGACACGAGCACAAACGCACUGACCACUGCUGUGGAAAAGGACACUGUUAUUCAGACCUCUUCUGCUGACACGAGAGCUGCUACUCAUACCUCUUCUGCUGACACGAGAGCUGCUACUCAUACCUCUUCGGAUGACAGAAGAGCUGCUACUCAGACCUCUUCGGAUGACUCCACCACGGCCACUCAGACCUCUUCGGCUGACUCCACCACGGCCACUCAGACCUCUUCGGCUGAUUCGAGCACGGCCACUCAGACCUCUUCGGCUGAUUCGAGCACGGCCACUCAGACCUCUUCGGCUGAUUCGAGCACGGCCACUCAGACCUCUUCGGCUGAUUCGAGCACGGCCACUCAGACCUCUUCGGCUGAUUCGAGCACGGCCACUCAGACCUCUUCGGCUGAUUCGAGCACGGCCACUCAGACCUCUUCGGUUGACUCGAGCACGGCCACUCAGACCUCUUCGGUUGACUCGAGCACGGCCACUCAGACCUCUUCGGUUGACUCGAGCACGGCCACUCAGACAUCUUCGGCUGACUCGAGCACGGCCACUCAGACAUCUUCGGCUGACUCGACCACGGCCAAACAGACAUCUUCGGCUGACUCGACCACGGCCAAACAGACAUCUUCGGCUGACUCGACCACGGCCAAACAGACUUCUUCGGUAGACUCGAGCGCGGCUACUCAGACUUCUUCGGUAGACUCGAGCGCGGCUACUCAGACUUCUUCGGCUGACUCGAGGGCGGCUACUCAGACCUCUCCGGCAGUCAAGAUUGUGUCAGUCCAAACGUCUGAUGUAGAUCAAAGCACAACCGCCAAAAUCUCUUCAAUAGAUCCCAGCACUAUCUCCCACACUGCUGCUGUGGACACGAGCACAGACUCCCACACUGCUGCUGUGGACACGAGCACAGACUCCCAGACCCCUGCUGUGGUCACGAGCACAGACUCCCAGACCCCUGCUGUGGUCACGAGCACAGACUCCCAGACCCCUGCUGUGGUCACGAGCACAGACUCCCAGACCCCUGCUGUGGUCACGAGCACAGACUCCCAGACCCCUGCUGUGGUCACGAGCACAGACUCCCAGACCCCUGCUGUGGUCACGAGCACAGACUCCCAGACCCCUGCUGUGGUCACGAGCACAGACUCCCAGACCCCUGCUGUGGUCACGAGCACAGACUCCCAGACCCCUGCUGUGGUCACGAGCACAGACUCCCAGACCCCUGCUGUGGUCACGAGCACAGACUCCCAGACCCCUGCUGUGGUCACGAGCACAGACUCCCAGACCCCUGCUGUGGUCACGAGCACAGACUCCCAGACCCCUGCUGUGGUCACGAGCACAGACUCCCAGACCCCUGCUGUGGUCACGAGCACAGACUCCCAGACCCCUGCUGUGGUCACGAGCACAGACUCCCAGACCCCUGCUGUGGUCACGAGCACAGACUCCCAGACCCCUGCUGUGGUCACGAGCACAGACUCCCAGACCCCUGCUGUGGUCACGAGCUCAGACUCCCAGACCCCUGCUGUGGUCACGAGCUCAGACUCCCAGACCCCUGCUGUGGUCACGAGCACAGACUCCCAGACCCCUGCUGUGGAGAAAGACACUGUUACUCAGACCUCUUCGGCUGACUCCACCACGGCCACUCAGACCUCCUCGGCUGACUCGAGCGCGGCUACUCAGACGUCUUCGGCUGACUCGAGCGCGGCUACUCAGACGUCUUCGGCUGACUCGAGUGCGGCUACUCAGACCUCUCUGACAGUCAAGAUUGUGUCAGUCCAAACGUCUGAUGUAGAUCAAAGCACAACCGCCAAAAUCUUUGCAAUAGAUCCCAGCACUAUCUCCCACACUGCUGCCGUGGACACGAGCAGAGACUCCCAGACUCCUGCUGUGGUCACGAGCACAGACUCCCAGACCCCUGCUGUGGUCACGAGCACAGACUCCCAGACCCCUGCUGUGGUCACGAGCACAGACUCCCAGACCCCUGCUGUGGUCACGAGCACAGACUCCCAGACCCCUGCUGUGGUCACGAGCACAGACUCCCAGACCCCUGCUGUGGUCACGAGCACAAACUCCCAGACCCCUGCUGUGGUCACGAGCACAGACUCCCAGACCCCUGCUGUGGUCACGAGCACAGACUCCCAGACCCCUGCUGUGGUCACGAGCACAGACUCCCAGACCCCUGCUGUGGUCACGAGCACAGACUCCCAGACCCCUGCUGUGGAGAAAGACACUGUUACUCAGACCUCUUCGGCUGACUCCACCACGGCCACUCAGACCUCUUCGGCUGACUCCACCACGGCCACUCAGACCUCUUCGGCUGACUCCACCACGGCCACUCAGACCUCUUCGGCUGACUCCACCACGGCCACUCAGACCUCCUCGGCUGACUCGAGCGCGGCCACUCAGACCUCCUCGGCUGACUCGAGCGCGGCCACUCAGACCUCCUCGGCUGACUCGAGCGCGGCCACUCAGACCUCCUCGGCUGACUCGAGCGCGGCCACUCAGACCUCCUCGGCUGACUCGAGCGCGGCCACUCAGACUUCUUCGCCUGACUCGAGCGCGGCUAAUCAGACUUCUUCGCCUGACUCGAGCGCGGCUAAUCAGACUUCUUCGCCUGACUCGAGCGCGGCUACUCAGACUUCUUCGUCUGACCCGAGCGCGGCUACUCAGACUUCUUCGUCUGACCCGAGCGCGGCUACUCAGACUUCUUCGGCUGACACGCGCGCGGCUACUCAGACUUCUUCGGCUGACACGAACGCGGCUACUCAGACUUCUUCGGAGAAACCGAACAUGGCAGUCCAAACAUCUAAUGCAGAUCGAAGCACUAUCUCCCAUACCGCUGCUGUGGGCACGAGCGCGAACUCCCAUACCACUGCUGUGGACACGAGCACAAACUCCCAUACCACUGCUGUGGACACGAGCACAAACUCCCAUACCACUGCUGUGGACACGAGCACAAACUCCCAUACCACUGCUGUGGACACGAGCACAAACUCCCAUACCACUGCUGUGGACACGAGCACAAACUCCCAUACCACUGCUGUGGACACGAGCACAAACUCCCAUACCACUGCUGUGGACACGAGCGCAAACUCCCAUACCACUGCUGUGGACACGAGCACAAACUCUCAGACCACUGCUGUGGACACGAGCACAAACUCUCAGACCACUGCUGUGGACACGAGCACAAACUCUCAGACCACUGCUGUGGACACGAGCACAAACUCUCAGACCACUGCUGUGGACACGAGCACAAACUCUCAGACCACUGCUGUGGACACGAGCACAAACUCUCAGACCACUGCUGUGGACACGAGCACAAACUCUCAGACCACUGCUGUGGACACGAGCACAAACUCUCAGACCACUGCUGUGGACACGAGCACAAACUCUCAGACCACUGCUGUGGAUAAGAACACUGCUUCUCAGACCUCUUCUGCUUCAGGUGCGAGUAUGACUUCCCAGACCUCUGCUGCAGACGCGAGCACUACUACGGAAACUUCCACGAUGCACAAUCGCGUAGCAUCCGAAACUUCGACUGUGGGUAGCAGCAUUUUGUCUCAGUCCUCGACAGGAGUCACUAGUACUGUUGACAACCUCAUCGAGAAGGCUUCUACAUCUAAAGCAGAAUAUAUAACUGUCGGAAAUACUAAAGGGAAUGCUUUCACGGAAGCAAAUAUUGAAGAUGAAAUUACUCAGACGAAUAAUGAUUUGGAAAUAAGCACAAAUGAAGGAAUCACUCCCUCUCUUCGACUCACCAGACAAUCCGAAUUUUCAACUGUUCAGCAUUCUUUGCAGGAAAAUAUUUUUACAGAUGUUCAGGUUACCUAUGAUUUAGCAACUGGAAAUUCUGCAACAUUUUCUGAAAAUGACGUAAUAAUUACGACUUACCCUGCUCUUGAUAUUUCUUUACCAAGUUCAACAAUAACUUCAAGAACUGAACAGUCUAUAGGUAGUAACAUUGAAUCAACUGCAAUAUUAGAUACGUCUGUUAACAUUGAAAAUUCUACAACAGAUGUCGAAAGCACUUUCUCUACCACCAAUUUGAAAGAGAACACGAAUAAACAAAGUACCUCAACAAAAACGGGGACACAAAUUGUGGAAAUAUCUAUUUUUGACACAACUACCGAGAGUUUUCCCACUACGUACAAAAUUACUGAAACGGAAAAUAUUUCGUUAGAAACAAAAGAUGCAAGUUCUUUACCUACAGAAAUUGUUUCUAUAUCUUCAGACACGUCUACUCCUAUUUCUGACUUAACAAUGGCGAGCGAAACUCUACCAUUCAAAUCUUCGUCAUCGAAUGUGCCAGCGUAUUCUAUAACAGGAGAUUUAUUUGAAACAGAUUCAACAAACCAGCCUUUAUCAACUUCGGAGGCAUUCGAAACGACGGCAUCAGUUACGGAUGCAGAAAGUAGCAGUCGAAUUACUACGUAUAAAGAAAUGACAGGAGCAACAGUUCUUUCAACAAUCCGAGAAAACUCGACUGAUAAACCUCAAAACCUUUCUUGUUAUUGUGGAAAAUGCCGUAUACAAGAUAACAAUGACUGCACAAAAUUUUACGAAUGUAUAAAUAAUGAAUAUGUAACUAAACAGUGUGCUGUUGGAUAUCUCUUCAGCAAUGCACUUGAAAGAUGUGAAAUGGCUGAUAAUGUAGAAUGUGACCAAUAUUCAGAGCAGUGCUUGGAGGAUGAUGGAUUCUUUGUAGAUGCAAGUGAUUGCAGUUCCUACGUUCAGUGUUAUCAUGGCAUUCCGUACAAGAAAACUUGCUCAAAAGGUUUGCUGUAUAAUCCAGUGAAAAGGACUUGCGACAAAAAAUCGAAUUGCGGAGUUGAAGCAACUCUUCCAACAUCCAGAAAUAUGGUGAUCGAUUGUAACUGUGACUAUUGUAUAAUGGGAGACUCCGACGACUGCAGCAAGUAUUAUUUGUGCUUGGAUGGAGUUGCUUACAACGAAACAUGCAGCGACGGCCUUCGAUUCAACUCGGAGACUUCCACAUGUGACUAUGAAGGGAGUGCCGUAUGCACCUCGUUAUCGCCAAAGUGCAAGACCAAGAACGGAGACUUUCCAUUCCCAGAAAAUUGUUCUUUGUAUUAUCACUGCGUCGGAGGAGUUGCUUACAACAAAGAGUGCAUGCCGGGAUUCCACUUCAGUGCUAUUACUGGCCAGUGUGAAGAAGCUUGUGAAGCCGGGUGCGAUUCAUCCUUGGAGUGCCCCAUUACAAGCGAGUUGCCGAUAUGCCUGGACCAAAGUGACUUCUUUCCAAAUCCAGAUGACUGUCACACGUUCUACGAAUGCUCAGAGGGAGAACCGAAGCUCGCAGAGUGCACCGAUGGAGAACAUUUCAACGCUGUGGAAAAAAAUUGCCAAGACCCUUGUCAGGCCAUGUGCGAUCUCGAUUUAGUCUGCUUAAAUUCGACCACUGACUUUACUGAUUCUGGCACUUCAGUUUCCACAGCAAGUGAGACCAAUUCCACUGUUUCAUUACUAACUUCUGAGGAAACGAAAAUCUCUAAUCCCAGCGACAUCACUUCAACUAGCUUUUCACCAAUCUCAAGAAGAGAAACAACAACAACCGAAAGAGACUCAUUCUCCGAUGGGACUCCAAUACAUUUAUUUUCUUCGGUUCAUCCAGAACCUGAUGACUAUGAGCUUAUGACCGAAUCGACAUCUAGAACUACGCGAUACAUUUCUCAGUUUAACUUAUUCUCCGAUGAAACGACUGAAAUAUCUCCGACUACUUUCUCUGCUCUUUGCCCAGAAACCACAGGGGUCUAUCCCGAUCCUGAAGAAUGCAGAGCUUUGCACUUGUGUAUCAAUGGAUACCCAAUGAAGCUAUAUUGUGAUGACCAUUUGCAUUUCAAUCCCUUUACGAAACGCUGUGAAUCGCCAUGCAGUGCUUUAUGUGAUCCAAGUCUUGAUUGCUCAACCAUUGAGGAACCAGAUACGCUCACACCACUGCCGCUAACUCUAUGCAGGACGAAGGACUUUUUACCGAAGCGUGGUUACUGCAAGUAUUAUUACGACUGCACACGCGGCAAAAUACGAAGCAAGAAAAGAUGUCCCACAGGACUGGAAUUCAAUCCGACGAAGCGUGUCUGCGAUUUGCCUCUGAAAUCUGGUUGCGGCAAACCAGCGAAAGAUCUCCCUAAUCCAGAUCUAAAUUACAUGUGUCCCUGCGAAACUUGCCUCUUACCUUCCACUCAAAACUGCUUGGAAUAUUUCUUCUGUCGUAACUUUACUGCAUAUCGUUUGAAAUGUUCAGAUGGUCUUCGAUUCGAUAAGAACCAAAAUACUUGCAAUCUUGCUAAUCAAGUCGUUUGCGACUCGUCAAAUGAGGCGACAAGCACACCGUAUCCAUCAACAGAUGAAACAUACACAACAAAUGCAAGACCUGCUUACACAACACAAUCUCCAACGACGAUAUCUUAUACAACUACCGUACAACCGUACACAAAGUCGAUGUCAACUACGAGAAAGCCUUACACGACAAGCAGGCCUUACAAGACUAGCCCUACAACGAGUAGGCCCUACACGAAAAGCCCUACAACGAGCAGGCCUUACACAACAAGCCCGACAACAAACAGACCUUAUACGACAAACCCGACGACCAACAGGCCAUAUACUACGAGUCCCAUGGUGAGCCCGACAACGAAAAGGUCUUACACGACUAUCCCGACAACGAAAAGGCCUUACACGACUAUCCCGACAACGAAAAGGCCUUACACGACUAUCCCGACAACGAAAAGGCCUUACACGACUAUCCCGACAACGAAAAGGCCUUACACGACUAUCCCGACAACGAAAAGGCCUUACACGACUAUCCCGACAACUAAAAGGUCUUACACGACUAUCCCGACAACUAAAAGGUCUUACACGACUAUCCCGACAACUAAAAGGUCUUACACGACUAUCCCGACAACUAAAAGGUCUUACACGACUAUCCCGACAACUAAAAGGUCUUACACGACUAUCCCGACAACGAAAAGGCUUUACACGACGAGCCCGACAACGAAAAGGCUUUACACGACGAGCCCGACAACGAACAGGCCUUACACAACAAACCCGACGACCAGCAAGCCCUACACUACGAUCCCCACUACCAGUAGGCCCUACACUAUGAACCCCACGACCAAUAAGCCCUACACUACGAUCCCCACGACCAGUAGGCCCUACACUAUGAACCCCACGACCAAUAAGCCCUACAUUACGAAGUCCACGACGAGCAGGCCUUACACGACAAGCUCGAGGACGAGCAGGCCCUACACGACUAGCUCUACGACACGCAAGUCCUAUACUACAAGUCCGACUACUAAUAAGCCUAGAUCUACAAAAUCUCCAACAAAAAGUCCUUUUAGAUGUCCUGAAGCCAGUGGUGUGUUCAGAAAUCCAAAAGAUUGUGGUAGCUUCAUACAUUGCUCUAACUUCAUACCAUACUUUAAAGAAUGUCCUGAUGGUCUCCACUUCAAUGUUGAAACAAAACGUUGUGAUUAUCCUUGUGCUUCCAAGUGUGAUGGAUCAUUAGCUUGUGUCUCAAGCUCAGCAGUUCCACCUACAACUCUCAACCCGCUCUGCGCCUGUAAGAAUUGCCUUCGUCCUAGUCCAGAAAGCUGCACGAAAUUCUUCGACUGCAAGGAUGGCCAACCAACGAAAAGGGAUUGCCCUAGGGGUCAGACAUUCGAUCCCCGCCUGUACAGAUGUGACUGGGCGCAUCGAGUGGAUUGUCAGCACAGCGAAAUCUGUCCUAAGAGGAAUGGAUUAUUCCCAUAUAAGGGAGACUGUCAAAAAUUCAUCCGCUGCUCAAAUGGAAUACCAUAUACUAAAGGCUGCCCACGGGGGCUCCAGUUUGAUCCAGAAACCCUGCGCUGUACAGUCGCACCGGGACCGUGUGGCUCUGUCCCUUCAACGAAUGAAACUAGAAGCAAAUCAAAGCAGCCUGCUCCAGGAGCAGCACAGUGGCGCUGCCCCAGUAGUUUCGGAUAUUACAGACACGAAGGGAAAUGUAACCUAUACUACUUCUGCAACAAAGGCGUUGCACAUUUGAAAGAAUGUCCAGAAGGUCUACAUUUCAACUCGAAAUAUGGAACUUGCGACUGGCCAAAGGACGUUAAGUGUCGCUAUGACCAGAGUCGAAUGGAAAAAAGAUGUCGCCGUUUCACAGAAGAUUUCCAGUGUCCAGCUAACAGAUCGUACGUGGCAAAUUCUCACUGUGACAUGUUCUUCGACUGCCGAACUGGAAAAGCUUGCGCUAAGAAGUGCCCAGAGGGUCUCUAUUUCAACUGGGAAACAUCGAUGUGCGAUCUACCAACGAACGUUCGAUGCAAGAAAAGGGAUGGUGGCAGUUACAGCUUAAAGAGAUUUGCAGAAAUUUGCAGACACGGCUACAAGGUGCAGGCGGUGGACCCCGCAACGAACAAAUGUUACUACAAGUGUCAUCAUGACAAAUUGGGGCGUUUCUGCUGUCCCGGUACCCAUAUAUAUAACGAACAACGGAGGAAAUGUGAAAGAAGGGCAGCAUUUCACCUUCCGCGAAGAUACUUCUCCGAGAUAACAGAAAAUGAGGCUCCAGAGUCCACAAGGGAAGGUACUGGCUCAUUCGGCCCUCAGGCUUUUGUCUACGAUUACUUCAAUAUUGUUCCCAGACAUCUUUGCGGAAUAGCGAAUUCAAGCAUAAAGAGACAAUGUCGUGCGGGUGUUUGUGAUGACCGGCCCAUGUGUCCCCAAUCACCCUGUCGCUGUUUGUACCCCAGUAAAGUGGACUGUGCCCUCUACUACCAGUGUGUGCAGGGAAAGCCGCUCCAAUACCGAUGCUCUCCGGGUCUCUUGUUUAAUGAAGACACGUUAACAUGUGACUAUGAUUUCAACGUCAACUGUAGCAUAGGAAAGACUACAAGAAAAAUUGAAUCCUCCACUGGAGCUAUAACAAUUACAACUUCAAAAAUUUCUGAAAUUCCUGUUAUAAUUAACAACGACACAACCUCUGAUAAUUCUCAUAGAUCCAUAGAGCCUUUAACAAAAACUUCAAUUGACACAUCCGAGAUAUAUUCCACAAAAAUUUAUCAGUCUACAACAUCAAAUGAAAUUCACCCAACAGAAACAACUGUUUCAAAAUUCCCAGAUUUACCAACUAAAACAACAAAAACUACACUUACAGAAAUGCAAAGUGAAAGUUAUUCGAAACCUGCAAGUGAAGAGGAUAUGACUACUACAAACUCUUCUUUAAAGCCAACAAAGAUUUCUAUUCUUUCCACUUAUUCUAGUUUCGACAUUUUACUGAAUACAACUUAUUCAAAAUCUUCUGAUUUACUUACCAAAAUUACAAAUCCUUCCUUUACACCCAGAGAGAAUACUAAAUAUACAUCAACAACCAAAGCAAAGGAAAUAACGAGUCCUGUAAGCGAAGAAAGUGAAGCACCCGAUCCAAAUAAAUCUACACUAACCGUCAAAGAAAGUGAAGAACCAGAAGAAAACAUUUUUACAUCAACAGCCAAAGAAAGUGAAAAACCAGAAGUAACCAGCUUUUCCUUUACAACCAAAGACAUUGCAGUAUCAGAAACAGCAAUUUCUAGAUCUACAACCAAACAGAAAGAAGAACCUGAAACAACCAACCUUCCCUUAACAACCAAAGAAAUUGAAGAACCUGAAACAACCAGUCUUCCAUUAACAACCAAAACAAUCGGAGAACCAGAAACACCCAACCUUCCAUUAACAACUAAAGGAACUGAAGAACCAGAAACCACCAAUUUUCCAUUAACAAGCAAAAAAAUUGAAAAACCAGAAACAACCAUUUUUAAAUCUACAGUUAAGGAGAACAAAGAAUUAGAAACAACUCGCCUUACAUCGGUAGCCAAACAGAGUGAAGAAUUUGAAACAUCAAGCUUUAGAUCUACAAUCACAACUACUUCAAAGCCAACAGUAAUUAUUGGUUCGACUGGAGGCACAGAGCAUCCAUUACCAACAGAAGAAAUACAACCAGAUGUCACAAAUGAUUUCCAGAAUCGAAACUGGACAUGUCCCUUUCGGUUCGGAUUGUUUCCGGAUGAGAGCGACUGCAAUAAAUUCUACCAUUGUUCUCACUGGAAGCCAUAUCGCAAGGCAUGUCCCUCAAACCUCCACUUCAAUCCAGCAUUAAAAGUGUGUGACUGGCCAGAAAGCGCGGGAUGCGGACAAGAGUCGACGACAUCUGUAUCGAUUGAAACUUCAGCAACAAGAGAACCAGAAACGUCUUCCAACAUUUCGUGCAACUGCACCUUCUGCAUGUUGCCUGUGCCUGGCGAUUGCAGUGUCUACAUGAUGUGCACGAACAACUCUGCCAAAGUCAUCGUAUGCGGGCGUGGUUUGUAUUUCAAUACUAUGGCUCAAACCUGCGACCUGGAGGACAAUUUGCCUUGCGAAAACAAUGUCCAAUGCCCGGAGUCUUCUGGUCGUUUCCCCUAUCCACAUUCGUGCGUUCAUUAUAUGGAUUGCAACAACUUCGAAAUAACAGUCAAAAUAUGUCCUGAAGGAAUGAUCUUCGACAAAGAUAAGGCGGAAUGCCUUUCUGGUGAAUCUUGUGAAGAUAAGUUCGUCACUUCAACAGAUUCAACAAAUAAUAAGAAUUCUAAAAGUUUUACAAUGGAUUUAACGCAGUCGUCGACUGAUUAUGUAAGCGGCUCAACAUCUUCUUCUAAGACAGAGAAGAUAAAUAGUAUAAACGAUACAACAAUUAUGGGUACUGAAACUACUUUCACCUCAAAAGCAACGCCUAUAACUGAAAAAAAUAUCGCUACAGAUAAAUCGAACACUACCAGUGCAAAAAUAAAUUCCACUGUCUAUAUCACUACACAUACAGCAACAACUGAUUUCAAAUUCACAUCGGAAAGUGUAACCAAGAACGAAGAAUUGUUUUCAACUCAGCAUUCUGAUGGUGAAAGUGAAUUUAUAACCAUCACUAUGCAAACUGAUGAAGGUGGAGUUACAAGAAAAGACUAUUCAACAGUAAUUCCUAGUAUUAAUCCUAAAUCGGAAACCACAACUGAUGCCGAUUCAGUAAUGACAGAGAAAUAUGUAGUCUCUAGCAAAAUAACUUCAAUAGCAACAACAUUUUCAAAUGAAAAUUCUGCAAAACCUGAAAUAACUUCCUCUCCAUCAAAAAUUUCAGAUGAAACUUUAAAUAUUACCGAAAUAUUUUCAAACAUCCCAGAUGAAAUAUCAUCAACAAGAGAAACCGCCUCACAGUCAACAAAUGUAAUGGAUGAAUCUGCCACAGACAUUAAAACAAUUUCAUCACGGACAACAGUUCAAGAUAUCAUUUCAACAGAAACUAUUUCGCAGUCAGAAACUAUGCCAGAAAGAGAAGUGUCAACGGACACAGAUUCAACAUUAUCUUCAGUUGUUUCAAAUGAAACUGAAGUAAUUUUUACAUACGUUUCAACAGAGAUGGGAACGACUCCAUCUCCGGAGACAAAAAUUAACACUGAAGAUAUAUCAACAAUAUCAACUGCUGACACAUUUUCAGAGACGGAAGCCAUCAGGGAUUUGAGUACCACGAUGUUCAACAAAGAAACGACAAACAGCGUUUCAAAUCUAAGUAAUGAGACCAUAAAUGAAGAAGAAUCGUAUAGCACAUUACCAGAAAUAACAACAGUUAAAGGAAUAAGUAGUAACGACACCACAGAAUUCAAAUGUCCAAAUCGCUUUGGUCUUUAUCCUGAUGCAAAAAAUUGUUCCAAAUUUUACCAUUGUUCUCACUGGAUAGCGUAUCAUAAAACAUGUCCUUCGAAACUACACUUCAGUUCUGUGUUGCUUGUAUGUGAUUGGCCUUACAAAGCUGGAUGCAUUUCCACCAGAUCCACAACGACUGCUGAACAGAAUGAAAGCACUCCGUUUCAACCAACGACAACUGGAGCUUUUUGUCCCUGUGACUCGUGCGAGCUGCCGAUCCCGGAUGACUGCAACUCCUACAUUCUGUGCACCGAUAAAUCCGCCAUGCUCAUCUCUUGUGGGAGUGGGCUGAAUUUCAAUGUUAAAACUGGAACAUGCGACUGGGAGAAUAAUGUUCUCUGCGAGACAAACAUCGAAUGCCCUGGGCCCACAGGCCGUUUUCCAUACCCACGCUCCUGCUAUCACUUCAUGGAAUGCAACAAUACUGAAAUGACCGUCAAUAAGUGCCCAGAAGGAAUGGCUUAUGACACGAGUGAAGAAAGAUGCAGUUGGACUGCAACUUGCGAAGAUAUCGAAACGACAUAUUCUAUUAAAUAUGAAAGCACGACAGGUUUGGAGACGACAACACCUUUUCCACAUUCAGCCGAGAUUGUAAAAGUGGCUUCAACAAAAGAUACUUUUAUAACAUAUACAGAUAACGAAAGCUCAAAAAUAAAUAGUCUUUCAACAAGUAGAACGAAGUCAACAGUAAACCAUGUUCCCGAAACAUCUACAAAACUUAUAAAAGAGACUUCGGAGACUUCAUUCCCUUUUGAUCCUGUAACUACUUCCACGAAAAGAGAUUUAUCUUCAAGUAGCAUUUCUACAACUUACGGAAAAACUACCAGUCUCGAAGAUCUGAGCACUCAUCAGAAGACAAAAAGGGACGACAGUGAAUUCUCAAGUACUUUGCCACCAUUUACUAAUGCCGAUUUUUCACUAACUAGCAAGUCAAAUGAAAAUUAUACUACGAAGAGAUUCAUCUCAACAACUGUUUCUUUAUCAUCCGAAUUUAUUCCUACGUCAUCAAAUCACGAUUUUGCCUCAACACCUAGCACAGAACUAAGUACAGCUGCUGAUUCGUUGAACACUGAAACCGAACUUCCCGAUUCUUCUAAGAAAGAAACAAUAAAUCCGACUACAGAAGUCAAAAUCUCAACUAAAAUUCGUGAAAAUUCCAGCACUUCCACUGGCACCAAUUCAUUUGAAACUGAAUCAUUGAUCCCAGAUGCAACAACUGAAAGUCUUGCUGAUUUCGCAAAAGCAUCGACGAAGAGUUUGGUGACAAUUCUUUCUUCAACUGACGGUUCUUCUUUACUGACUGAGUCUUCUACAAACACAGUUUCAAAAAUUACCGAAAAUUACCAAAAUUUUACCACUGCAAAUGAUUUAGAUGUAAAAAUAUCCACUCCUGAAGCUGAUUCAAACUCAUCUUUCUUUUGUCCGUCACGUUUUGGCCUAUUUCCAGAUCCUGAGAACUGCUUUCGUUUCUAUCAUUGUUCCCACUGGGUGGCGCUUCACAAGUGGUGUCCUUCCGAUCUCCAUUUUAAUCCGAAACUGCAAGUGUGUGACUGGCCUAAUCAAGCAGGGUGUGGUGAAUCACCAAUUAUGCCUACUUCUGAAAUAAUCCAACCCAACGAGAAGGAUAUCAUUGUAAACCAAACCUGUGAUUGUGAAUGCUGCUUCUACCCGAACAAGACUGAUUGCUCGAGAUACACACUAUGUCUAGAUGGUUAUCUGCACAAGGGUCAGUGCGCAGAAGGCCUUCUGUUUAACCACCUUGACAGCAACUGUGACAUUGCCGAGAGAGUGACCUGUCCGCAAACAUCGCCUUCCUGUCCAUCCCAAAAUGGAAUCUAUCCUCAUCCUACUCUAUGUGCAGCAUUCUACAGAUGUGUCAAUGGACAAUCCUUCUUAGAAUAUUGUUCUGAAAAUGAGCAUUUCAAAACUUCUGAAAGAAAAUGUGUGGAUCCAUGCGAUGCAAACUGCGACAAGACAUUAAGUUGCAAUACGCCACGUCCACCGUCGGAAAUCUCCGGUUCACCCAUCUGCAUUGCAAGAGAUGGUCUCUACCCGUCCGAAGAUGACUGCUCGUCAUAUUAUAUGUGCACAGAGGGCCGGGCAUAUCCAAUAAAAUGUCCGGAAGGGCUGCAUUUCAAUGUUGAAUAUGGAGUCUGCGAGCCACCAUGCGAUGCUCGAUGCGAUCUCACCGUUGACUGCCCCUCGCCGAUUCAAUUUGCUUAUAGUAAAUCGUUCGAAAUUCUUCCCCUACACUGUCCCAGACCAAAUGGACUAUUUCCAGUAGCAGGGGAAUGCGGCGCCUAUAAACUGUGUUCUAAAGGAAGGGCGCAUCUACUUCAUUGUCCCCCUGGAUUUCAUUACAGCAGUAAGGACGAAACUUGCGAGACGCCAUGCAGUGCUCAGUGUGACAAGAGCGUAGAUUGCACUCUUUUAAACAGCGGGAAGUCAAAGAGAAAUCUCGUUCCUUCCGUUCAUUUACCUCUGCUGCUUCUGUGCAAAACUCUAAGCAAUGGAACACUACCAAAUUCCAAAAACUGUUCAUCUUUCUACAAAUGUUCUAAUGGUAAAGUUCACCUUAUGCUUUGCCCUAGAGGACUGCAUUUUGAUCCCGAAGACAAAACAUGUAAAAAUCCAUGUCUUGCUGGCUGUGAUCCAAAUAUCCAAUGUCCAUCAGAGAUCCCCACACCUGAAGGAAAGUGUUCUUGCGAAAAUUGUUACCUACAGGAUCCUACAGAUUGUUCAGCUUACCUCUUCUGUAGUCAUGGUUUUUUGACCAAAGGCUACUGCCCGCGAGGGAUGCUGUUUGAUCGGUCAUCCAACAAAUGCAGAAAUGCGUCCGAAGUGACCUGUGAAGCAAUCGGUGAUCCGGCAAUGUGCGACGAGCCUUCCGGAAACUUUUCUUAUCCGGGCAACUGCAAAAAGUUUAUACAAUGCAGAGAUUCGGUGGCUCACGUCAUGGACUGUGAAGAUGAGUUGGAGUUCGAUCCAGUGAUUCAGGAGUGUGCGAAUCCUAAGAGACAUUGUGAACAACUUGGAAAGGAUCCCGUUUGUGAAGAAAUCUCAGGAUAUUUUGCUCAUCCAAAAAAUUCCAGUUUAUUCUAUCAUUGUGAAAAUGGCUUCAAAUACUUAAAAUCUUGUUCAUCUCCAUUGAUUUACAACGCCGUGGAUCAGGUUUGUGACUGGCCACAUAAUGUUCAAGAAUCGAGAAAAAAAGUGCUCAAGACUAAAGACAUUAAGCAUGAAAUAAUUGAGUAUAGCUCAGCAUUAUCAUCACACGAAAACCUUUCAGAAUCGAAGAACUCAAAUGGUAUGUCCUGUGAAGUGGUUCCUGGAAUAUUGUGCCCCUGUGCUUGUCGAGUGACGACCUAUGACGAUUGCCAAUCUUUCUACCACUGUCUAAGGAACGGCAAGGCCUGCAAGAAACGCUGCCCGGAAGGUCUGUACUUCAACAGAAAGAGGAUGGUUUGCGAUCUGCCUCAAAAUGUAAAAUGUAGAGAUUUUUUCUUUGCCACUUUAAGAAGAUUGAAGUCUCAAAAAUCUGAUCAAACAUUGAUCAAAUAUCCACUUGAAACUGCGCAUUUCUCACCAGAUCCAGAAAUCCUAUUGUGAGAAUUUCAGCAUCGUUGCCUUGCAUGUUAAUCAUGUAAUCACUAUUGUAUCGCAUGGGUUCUAAUUUAUUGGAGGCUUUUUGGAGGCUUUGACAAUUUAUCCAGCAAAAGCAUAGAUAUGUAAUUUAAGAAUUUUGAAAAUAAUUCUAUGGUGUAAUUUAUUUUUACACAUUUAAAUAAAACAAUGUUUUUAAAUGA